AUGCGACCUUCUCUCCUCGGCCGUGUCACAAUUCUGUUUCUUUCUUCUUCUUUUCUUUUUCUUUUUCUUUUCCUUUUUCUUUCCUUUCCUUUUUCUUUUUUUUUUACUUUUCUUUUUCUUUUUCUUUUUCUUUUCUUUUUCCUUUCCUUUUUCGUUUCUUUUUCUUUUCUUUUUCUUUUUUCUUUUCUUUUUAUUUUCUUUUUUCUUUUGUUUUUCUUUUUCUUUUUCCUUUCCUUUUUCGUUUCUUUUUCUUUUUCUUUUCUUUUUCUUUUUUUUCUUUUCUUUUUAUUUUCUUUUUUCUUUUCUUUUUCUUUUCUUUUUUUUUUUCUUUUUCUUUUCUUUUUUCUUUUCUUUUUCUUUUUCUUUUCUUUUCCUUUUUCUUUUCUUUUUCUUUUUCUUUCUGCGACGGCGUGCUUUUCAAACAAACUAGGCCCAACAAGAUUUCCCUGCCCUUCAAUCCAAUGCCGUACAGUCUGCCAAAGAAAAAGCAAUAUGGCGACUGCAGGCCGUGAUGACCAUCUGAUCACGCGAAACUCUUUAUUCUUUAAACUUGUGAAGCAGAAGGUUUACCCCACCUGA
Molecule: messenger RNA, 579 nt
Organism: Acanthosepion pharaonis
Lineage: Eukaryota; Metazoa; Mollusca; Cephalopoda; Sepiida; Sepiidae
Source: the annotation of a GenBank genome assembly